AUGGAUGAAGAAGAUGAUGAUAGAUUAAAUGAAGAUGUAGAGGAUGUCGAUGUUGAAGAGCAGCAACCAAAGGAAGAUGUAAUAAUGUUUGAUACCGAUGAUACUGCUGUCGGUGGAAAUACAACUACUACUUCUGCACCGAUAACAAUACAAGACGAUGACGAUGAUGAUAAUGAUAAUGAUGAAGAGGAGGAAGCUGUUGUUGAUGAAGAUGAUGAUAAAAGUGGUUCGUCGUCAGCAUCGACAUCAUCGCCAACAUCGAUGGAAUCAAUACUGACAUUCACCAACGACGAUAUAAAGACAUUCACAACAACAUCGCUCAUUAGCUUACUAUUGAUUCAUGCUAUCAGUAAGAUAAGCAGUAGUAGUGGUAAUACCGACAACAAUGAAACAUCCAUAGAUUGGCACAACAUAUAUAAACAAUUCAUCGAUAAACUGAAACAACUGAAUAAACUAUCGCAAUUCUUUAUCAACGAUACACAAUUACAAUCGAUUGAAAAGAAUUUAUUAACACCAAAAGAUUUGGAGAUUUCAAUUAAAGAUUUGUUGGUUGUAGAGAUAAGGAAAUCUAUAAAUGAUCUUGAAGUUAAUAUAAAUAAUUUACAAGAAGAGAUUAAAUCAAGAGAUGAUAGUAAGUUAUCAUCGUUAUCUUUGACGAGUAUUGACGAGGUUAGUCUAGAAGCUUCUACACCCUCGAAUAGUAGUGUAAUUGAAGAACCGCUGUCACCUUUGAACCCGACAACAACUACUACGACGACAACUACCAAUACAAAGGUAAAGGCAUCAUCUACACCCGUUCAACAACAGCCAAGUACACCCGACAUCAACGAAGACACCAAACAACAACAACUACUACGUUCACAACAACAACAAGAGGAUGAAAAGAAUAACAAAAUCAUUAUGGGUCAGAUGCAAAAGGUAUGGAAAGCGUUGAACUCUCAUCGCUAUGCAUCGAUCUUUCGUUAUCCGAUCACCCACGACGAAGCACCCGACUACGAUGAAUAUAUCAAGCAUAGAAUGGACUUGACCACACUCAAGAAGAAUCUGGACGACGGUCUCUACAGCAAUAGCUCAGAGUUCAACGGUGAUCUACAGCUGAUAUUCAGUAAUGCGAUGGAGUACAACGCACCAAACUCUGAGAUCUACAACUAUGCCGUCUCCAUGAAGAAGUACACCGACAAGGAGAUGGAUAUGAUUCUGACCACCGAGAAUAUGCUUCACAACACAGGAACGACACCGCUGCGUAGCAGUCGUAGUUCAUCGACAACACCAUCGCCAAGUAUCAGAGGUCGUAAAUCCACAACCACCACUACCACUACCACUACUACUAGUAGUGCCAACAACAGUUCCUCAACAACACCGACUCGUGGUGGAAGCAAAAGAGAUUCUGCCCCAUCGACUCCAUUGAACGACGACGUAGAUGAAGUGAAAACACCUCAAGUCGAAGAAUCACCAUCACCACAAUCCAGCAGUGCCAAACCAAAGGCUAAUCGUCGUGGAAGAACCAGCAAACCAGCUGCCUCUACACCUACCGAGCAAAAGAAAACCACAAAAAGACAAAGAACUUCUAGGACCGAAGAGAAAUCAACUGUUUCAUCUGAUGAGAGUUAA
Molecule: messenger RNA, 1611 nt
Organism: Heterostelium album PN500
Lineage: Eukaryota; Evosea; Eumycetozoa; Acytosteliales; Acytosteliaceae
Product: bromodomain-containing protein
Exons: 3
Coding region: 1-1611 (536 amino acids)
Cellular component (GO): NuA4 histone acetyltransferase complex
Molecular function (GO): protein binding
Source: RefSeq, a predicted model, not a curated record